This is a messenger RNA of Echinococcus granulosus, 315 nucleotides long. RefSeq lists its product as hypothetical. The coding region runs from base 1 to 315 and encodes 104 amino acids. Lineage: Eukaryota; Metazoa; Platyhelminthes; Cestoda; Cyclophyllidea; Taeniidae. The record is from RefSeq and is a predicted model, not a curated record. The transcript is spliced from 3 exons.
AUGUGCUGUCAACUGCUUUUUCUCCCACCUCCUCCAUCUCUUCCUUGUUGGUUGAUUCGCGCCUCAUCUUCUAAGAUUGACUUUGUGGUUUUGUAUAACUUUAUUAAUAGUUGUGAUACACUAUAUAGAUGUGCCCCUAAUGCUUUAUUAUAUUAUUUGUUUUCUACAUGUAAAAAAGCUUGUUUGCUGGCUGAAAUGACUACUACCGAAUUCAAACUAAAGCCGCUUCGAAUGUCCUUCUUUUCCUUUUUGACAUUUUUUGCUUUUUCACAAUACUUCUUUAACGUCCCAAGUAUUAUCUCGAAUAUUAUGUAA